GUCGUUAGCGAUGAGGCGGUUGGGUUGUUAAGUGAAGAAUACAAUGCCGCGAGUCGACGAUGGAAGCAAAGCGACGUGAGUAUGGCGAUGGAAGCGAAGCAUAAACCACCAAUCCUUGGAUUCCAUCCCCAUAAAUAUUCUAUUCUCUCGUACCCUUUACGUUUCUUCUUCUUCUGCUUCUUCUUGCUCAUAUAUACCAAAUCACAUUCUCAAAUGUUGAAACAAACAUACUGUCUCGUUGAUCCAACAAGCAUUGCACUCUGCAAUGCUAGAGUCCGAUCUCUGGCUCACGCACCUCAUCCACCACUCUCGCCCCUCCACCCUUUCUUCUUCCUUCAUUUCGUUCAAGCCUUGGGGUGGGAACCGCCGGAUAUCUGGCGGGGUUGGGCUUUUCCGGCGACACAAGAGACGGGGUGGUGUUUUCUUGUCGGUGAGUUUGUGGGUAGGUAAGGGGGAUGAUGGGUGUGUUGGGGAAUCGGAGGAGGAGGCAGAGGAGGAAGUGGUGUUUGCGGUGGAGAAGACACGGAAGAGUGGAGGAGGAGGGGCUGGCGGAGGUGCCAUGAACACCACUAAGCAUCUCUGGGCUGGUGCUGUGGCUGCUAUGGUUUCAAGAACUUUUGUGGCUCCACUUGAGAGACUAAAGCUGGAAUAUGUAGUUCGAGGUGAACAGAAGAAUCUGUUUGAGCUGACACAGAAAAUUGCGGCUUCUCAAGGGCUGAAGGGCUUUUGGAAAGGAAAUUUUGUCAACAUCCUACGCACAGCCCCAUUUAAGUCUAUCAAUUUUUAUGCUUACGAUACAUACAGAAAUCAACUAAUGAAACUGUCUGGGAAGGAGGAAAACACAAAUUUCGAGAGGUUCCUUGCUGGGGCUGCAGCUGGAAUCACUGCCACCUUGCUGUGUUUACCCUUGGACACUAUCAGGACGAAGAUGGUUGCGCCUGGUGGGGAAGCCUUGGGUGGUAUCAUUGGUGCAUUCCGUUACAUGAUCCAAACUGAAGGGUUCUUUUCUCUUUAUAAGGGCAUAGUACCCUCGAUUAUAAGCAUGGCACCUUCAGGUGCUGUUUACUAUGGUGUUUAUGACAUACUGAAAUCAGCUUUUCUGCAUUCCCCAGAAGGGAAGAAAAGAAUUCUUCACAUGAAACAGCAGAGUGAGGAACUGAGUGCUUUGGAACAACUGGAGUUGGGACCCCUUAGAACAUUAGUCUACGGGGCGAUUGCUGGUUGUUGUUCUGAAGUUGCCACAUACCCAUUUGAAGUUGUGAGGAGACACCUUCAAAUGCAAGUUCAAGCAACAAAAAUGAGUGCAUUGGCAACUACUGUCAAGCUGGUCAAGCAAGGAGGUGUUCCUGCUCUGUAUGCUGGACUAACUCCCAGCUUAUUGCAGGUUUUACCAUCAGCUGCCAUAAGUUACUUGGUUUACGAGUUUAUGAAGAUUGUUCUUAAGGUGGAAUCCACAUGCAUCGUCAAUCCUAUCAAGAAAAAUUCUGGGUUUGCUCCGGCUAGUUGAUGCUCAGAAUGAGUAACAUUUUGUUAGAAAGCAGUUUCUUGAAAGAGAAUAAUCCUCCCAUGCGAUCUCCCUUGACAAAGAUCAAAAGAAAAUGUCACUUCGCAUUCAACCUUCAUUAACAAUUAUCAUUCUAUGUAACACUUCCAUUGAGAAUUCCUCAAAGAGCCAAAAUGAUAAAUAUCUCAAAUAAAAAGUCUUUAAAUGUUAGCAAGCACUAAA
Vitis vinifera (wine grape) is the source of this 1726-nucleotide messenger RNA. Its product is annotated as probable mitochondrial adenine nucleotide transporter BTL3. Bases 266 to 1507 code for a protein of 413 amino acids. The transcript has 4 exons. The record is from RefSeq and is a predicted model, not a curated record. Gene Ontology annotation, biological process: transmembrane transport. Lineage: Eukaryota; Viridiplantae; Streptophyta; Magnoliopsida; Vitales; Vitaceae.